Molecule: messenger RNA, 981 nt
Organism: Westerdykella ornata
Lineage: Eukaryota; Fungi; Ascomycota; Dothideomycetes; Pleosporales; Sporormiaceae
Exons: 5
Molecular function (GO): metallopeptidase activity
Source: RefSeq, a predicted model, not a curated record
CGUGAAGAAAUUUCACGCUCCUGGAACGAUGCCAUGGCUUUGGCGAAUGCAAUCAAGCAGGUGGACACGAACAAUGAUAUAGCCGCGUUUGACUGUGCUGGGGAAAAGAUCGUAAACGUAUACAAAAACGUGGCAAGCUUUGGCGAAGGAUGGUUCGGAUGGCGCGUCAAUGCCUUCUGUCAACCUCUCGACAAAGAACCGGACUUUCCAGGAGACUGCAACCCGAACACUUUCGCAUACCAAUGGGAUACGCUUUGCGAAAACGGACGCUGUGAAAUUAAUCGCGAUAUGGACAAUUCAUACAUUAACAUCAUGUUCUGCGAUCUCUUCUUCACACUCCCGGAAUUGUGGCAGGUAAUUGAGGAUGGGAAACGCGCACCGAAGGAAAAGAAAUAUCAUAUGCACACAUAUUGGGAUAAUAAGGGCAAGCUUGUCCUCCACGAGCUACUGCAUGCCGCAACGGUGGGCGGACAUGCGAAUGAUAGACUUCUGAUUGAUGAUCUCAGGAUCAAGGUCAGGAAGCACAACUUCAAUGGACCUGACGAGUUUCAUGUCGUGGACGCCUAUGGACCGUUGAAUGCUAAGAUUUUAGCUCGCACUGUACGGAAUGAAAACUGGAACACAUACGUAAGGCGAAACGAUGAUAACUGGGCUGCGUACGCUACAGUUGGCGUCUAUCCGGUACUUCCGUUAGCGGACGACCAUGCAUACGUUUCGGGAACCGACGAUAUUCCAAACACGUUGUUCCUCAUUGACGGCGGCAACUACACCAUCAACAGUGAAGUCUACGACCGUGACACGCUAUCCAAUCAAUUAGACCACCUGAGUAGCGAGAACGAGCAAACAGUGGUGGAGGAUACGACCUUCCGGCCCGCUUCGGAUUAUCCCGAAUGGUACACCAGAAGAAUUCAAGAAGCAAGAGGUGGAGAACUCGAAGACACGCCGGACGAAAACACACCAGCGCCGGGGCCGGAACCGGAA